This is a messenger RNA of Stegostoma tigrinum, 3028 nucleotides long. RefSeq lists its product as uncharacterized. Lineage: Eukaryota; Metazoa; Chordata; Chondrichthyes; Orectolobiformes; Stegostomatidae. Bases 716 to 2647 code for a protein of 643 amino acids. The record is from RefSeq and is a predicted model, not a curated record. The transcript has 8 exons.
GGCAGGGCGAAGCCAUGGAGCUGUUCUCGGGAAAGAGCAGACGUGUGCGGCUGCUUCGGACUGGGUACAAUUACCUCAGUUUGGUUACCUCAGUUCCGCUGGCGCUUGCGGACUGCUCUCGCAUUUUUUUUCCGCUGAAUCCCGAGUGCAGGCAUGCGAUGACGUUGCAAGGUCCCCAGAAGCUUGAAGCACAGGGAGCUUCUUUCCAGACGCUGAGCCCAGCUUCCACAUCUGAAGCAAGGCAAGCAACUGCGUGCAGAUCGGGCUUUUACUUCACUGGAGGGGAGGACCGGACAAAUCAUUCUCGCUGCCGACCACAGCGCGACUUUUCUCAAGUUAGAGACUCAUUUACGGCAGCAAUGGCAGAUAAAAAGUUCCUACAGCAGUCUGAAGUAGACCUGUGAAUCUACAAAGAGGGUGUGAGGCUGGCAUUCUCGAUUUCAAAAUCCUGGAGAUGAACUGACAAUCUUCCAUCAGUUAACACCUACAGUGGUACCAAAAGAAUUGCUCACUGCAUGUCAUAGGCCUGUCUUUAGGAUGUGAGCUUGCUAAAUACCUUCAGGUACCUGAAGCUAAUGAUCACCCUCCACCAUUAGUAAUCUGAUCAUCUGGGUGAGGCAAUCCAAUUGAACUUAAUCCUGUCUAAGCCAAUGUCCACCUAAGGAAACUUACAGUAGAAUUGGCAAAGAACAAUCCGAAUUGGAUCAGCCUUUCCAUGAUUCUAUUAUACUACAGUUCUGGCCAAACACAGAUUCCUUUCGGAAUUUCCUCAAACAUGUGGACCCCUCUUGGUCUGUUCCUUUACAUAACCAUUUCCUCUUUGACAGUGAGCUCAACCUACAGUUUACAAAAUAAUGGAAUCAAAGUGCUGAAGUCUCUUCACGUCAGUGGUGCGAAGGAAUGUAACCAAACUUGUAGCAUUAUAGCAGACCGAGAUGGCUUGGAGUGUAAUUGGGUUGUACUUGAAGAAAAACUAAAUCUUUGCUUUUUAUUGCACUGUUUUGAUAUCCCGGUCUGUAAAAGAGUAACUGUGGAAGAUGCUGAAGUUCUGCAAAUAGGGCAAGGUUUACCACGCAAGAAUUUUUUAAGUCGCAUGCAAAGGGAUAGAACAUUUGAAAGAAAGAUUUCCAGAAAAUAUUCUACUAUUUUAAAGAAAUCAUCUCCAGAGUUGUCACAUCGUGCCAUUAGAGCUAUUGCCGCCAUGAAUGCAAGCAAAGGCACAACUACAGUAUCACCAACUAUGCCCAGUACAAUCACAACCACGACUAAAGCAUCAUCAACCCCCUCCACCACAACCUCAGCCACGACCAAAGCAUCAUCAACCCCCUCCACCACAACCUCAGCCACGACCAAAGCAUCAUCAACCCCCUCCACCACAACCUCAGCCACGACCAAAGCAUCAUCAACCCCCUCCACCACAACCUCAGCCACGACCACAGCAUCAUCAACCCCCUCCACCACAACCUCAGCCACGACCACAGCAUCAUCAACCCCCUCCACCACAACCUCAGCCACGACCACAGCAUCAUCAACCCCCUCCACCACAACCUCAGCCACGACCAAAGCAUCAUCAACCCCCUCCACCACCUCAGCCACGACCACAGCAUCAUCAACCCCCUCCACCACAACCUCAGCCACGACCAAAGCAUCAUCAACCCCCUCCACCACAACCUCAGCCACGACCACAGCAUCAUCAACCCUCUCCACCACAAUCUCAGCCACCAGUGCAGUAUUAUCAACCCUCUCCACCACACCCUCAGCCAUGACCACAGCAGCAUCAACCCUCUCCCCCACAACCUCAGCCACGACCACAGCAUCUUCAGCCCACCCCACCACAACCUCAGCCACCACCACGGUAUCAUCAGCCCACCCCACCACAACCUCAGCCACCACCGCGGUAUCAUCAGCCCUCCCCAACACAACCAUAGCAUCAUCAGCCCUCCCCACCACAACCUCAGCCACCACCGCGGUAUCAUCAGCCCUCCCCAACACAACCAUAGCAUCAUCAACCCUCCCCACCACAACCACAGCCACAACUACAAUCUUUCAAGAAGUCACAAGUACAACCUCAGCUAUUCCAUCAGUAUCUAUUUCUGAUUUUCAAACACCUCCAACCAUGACAAUAAUAACUUCAUCAGCAAAUGAACAUACCACACAACUCUCCACUACUAAUUUAGCAGAAACGACUAAGCUACUAACAUCAACUGCCCAACAAACUACAUCAACUUCAACAACUGUUCGUCAAACUACAAUGGCAAAGGCGUUAUCUACAAAAGCCACAAAUAUUUCAAAUGCUUCUAUAACUUACACUCAAACUGCAACAAACAAAAUGAACAGUUCAGCUCCUGUAACUAUGACCACAUCCACAAUGGCCGGAGGAGCAUCAAAAUCACCAGAGAAAGAAUCAAGAACUACACCUCCUUUCAAUGAUGGGAACUAUUACAUCUUUCCUUCAAUCCCUGCUGGAUCUCUAAUCAAACAUUUAGCUGAUACCAGUUCAUUAAUAGCCAUACUAAUAUUUGGGCUGCUGUUUUUCUUAGUGAGUAUAAUAUUGUUUGCUCAAAAAGCUUUUGAAAGCUAUAAAAGGAGAGACUACGUUCAAGUGGACUAUUUAAUAAAUGGAAUGUAUGCAGACUCAGAUAUGUAAGAAGGAAAAAAAAAUGAAAAACAUAGGAAUUAUAAUACAGCUCCAUUACAGUAAUGGCAGCGUCUCUUCAUCAAACUAAGCACAUUGGGAGAAGGUGUGGUGUGGAUCAGCAGUAAGUCAAACAGGAUUAUCUCAUUCUGGAACUUAAGGGAGCUUUCAGAGGAUCAGUUGCCUGAGUAUUCAUUAUGAGUGUUGGAGUAUAACCAUGAUGAAACAAGGUACUAUGAUUCUAAUUUGGGUUAUCCUGAAGUUGGUUGUACUCCUGUUUUGUUAAUAUUGAUUUAAAUAUUUUUGGGGACUUCUAUCCUUGAUUAUGGUGAGAUUGCAACAAAACAAAAUGCUUCAACCACUAUCUCAUAUUAAAAAACAACAUAUUUGGUA